Molecule: messenger RNA, 480 nt
Organism: Sporothrix schenckii 1099-18
Lineage: Eukaryota; Fungi; Ascomycota; Sordariomycetes; Ophiostomatales; Ophiostomataceae
Exons: 2
Coding region: 1-480 (159 amino acids)
Source: RefSeq, a predicted model, not a curated record
AUGGGAAAAGGUCAACGUGCCGGCCCAGUCGACUGGACAGCAAACUUCCACGGCCAUGUCGAGGCCGAUGGUGCCGUGUCCAUCGAGGCUGCCCACCACGACGGUACUGCCAACAGCUCACAUAUCGCAUCCGACUAUGGCCGCUCCCAAUUAGGUGUGCUUCUGCUGCAGCUCACUCUUUCUCAAGAACCGAGCAAGGACUCUGUCACUGCCGCUCUACCUGCGCUCACAGUGUCCCUCUCGCCCUUGGAGAACUCCAUUCCCACGCGCCCCUGGCUAAUGCGGGUAACAAGCUGGUCGACCGGCGUCGUUGCCAGCGUAAUCUUUCGUUGCGACCAGCAUCCUUUGGUCGUCGCCAUUGGUGCAUGGGAGGCACAGUCUUGCACCAUGGCCAUCACCAAAUUGGUGGUUGACGUAGGGGGUCUGAAAGCCCAGUACGUUGGGUCCACCGGAGAGCGUGCAGGUCUGAGUGAGAUGUGA